Molecule: messenger RNA, 540 nt
Organism: Salvelinus namaycush (lake trout)
Lineage: Eukaryota; Metazoa; Chordata; Actinopteri; Salmoniformes; Salmonidae
Product: zinc finger protein 2-like
Exons: 2
Source: RefSeq, a predicted model, not a curated record
AUGGACCUUAAAAUACAUCAAAGAAUUUCCACUGGAGAGAAACCUUAUGGCUUUGAUCAAUGUGGGAAGAGUUUUACUGAGUCAAGCUGUCUCACUAUACAUCAGAGAAUACACACAAGAGAGAAAAGAUAUAGCUGUGAUCAAUGUGGAAAGGGUUUCGGUACAUCUGGCUGUCUGACAAAACACCAGAGAACACACACAGGAGAGACACCUUAUAGCUGUGAUCAAUGUGGGAAGAGUUUUACUCUGCUAAACAGCUUGAUAGUACACCAGAGAAUACACACAGGAGAGAAAUCAUAUAGCUGUGAUCAAUGUGGAAAGGGUUUUGGUACAUCUGGCUGUCUGACAAAACACUGGAGAACACACACAGGAGAGAAACCUUAUAGCUGUACUCAAUGUGGGAAGAGUUUUACUCAUUCAACCAGCCUGAUAUCACACCAGAGAACACACACAGGAGAGAAACCUUAUAGCUGUAAUCAAUGUGGGAAGAGUUUUGCUUCAUCUGGCCUUCUGACUGUACACCAGAGAUUACACACAGGA